Molecule: messenger RNA, 2288 nt
Organism: Cavia porcellus (domestic guinea pig)
Lineage: Eukaryota; Metazoa; Chordata; Mammalia; Rodentia; Caviidae
Gene: Faslg
Product: Fas ligand
Exons: 4
Coding region: 460-1296 (278 amino acids)
Biological process (GO): apoptotic process; extrinsic apoptotic signaling pathway via death domain receptors; immune response
Cellular component (GO): membrane
Molecular function (GO): tumor necrosis factor receptor binding
Source: RefSeq, a predicted model, not a curated record
CUUCCUAUGCAAAGGGUGGGAGGUGGCAGUGGCUUCUCUGGUCCACCUCUGGUCUCCCCUUUCAAAGCCCGAAUGUGCCACUGUCCUCGUGGACAUGCACACACAGCUCUGGCCAGGACUGAGUUGCUCUGCAGAUUAGAGGAAGGUGAGCGGAGCCUGCCAGUCUUUUCAGACAGCACAGCCACAGCUAUUGGUGCUCAGCGGCUUUCAUCAGAAAUCUGUGGGUAGAAACUUCCAGGGGUUUGCUCUGAGCUUCUGAGGUUUCUUCUCUGCUUCAGGCAUGAAGUGAGUGGGUGUCUCUCUGAGACACAGAAAAAGAAGACAAGAGAGAGAGAGAGGUGUUUCCCUUGGCUAUGGAAACUCUAUAAAGACAGAAGCAACUUUUCAGCAGGCAGCACCAGCCUCGACAGGACUGAGAAGUGAAACUCUUUGCCGUGCCGGCCCGGGGCACUGAAUACCAUGCAGCAGCACCCGAAUUGUCCGUAUCCCCAGAUCUACUGGGUAGAUAACAGCUCGAGCUCUGCCUGGGCUCCUCCAGAGUCGGUUUUCCCCUCUCUGCCCUCCAGGCCUGGUCAAAGGAGACCACCACCACCACCACCACCACCACUGCCACCACCACUUCCACCACUGCCCCCACUGCCCCCACUGCCACUGUCAACUUUAAAGAAGAAGAGGGACCGCAACACAGACUUAUGCCUCUUCGUGAUAUCUUCCGUGGUGCUCGUGGCCCUGGUUGGCCUGGGGCUGGAAAUGUACCAACUCUUCCACCUACAGAAGGAGCUGGCAGAGCUCCGUGAGUCUACCAGCCAAAGUCAAAUGAAAUUAUCUGUGGAGAAGCAAAUAGGCCACCCCAGUCAACCCUCUGAAAAAAAGGAGCCAAGGAGAGCGGCCCAUUUGACAGGCAAGCUCUACUCACGGUCCAUCCCGCUGGAAUGGGAAGACACCUAUGGAAUUGCCCUGAUCUCCGGAGUGAAGUAUAAGAAGGGUAGCCUCGUGAUCAAUGACACUGGGCUCUACUUCGUGUAUUCCAAAGUAUACUUCCGGGGUCAGUCUUGUGACAACCAGCCCUUGAGCCACAAGGUCUACAUGAGGAACUCUAGGUAUCACCAAGAUCUGGUGCUGAUGGAGGGGAAGAUGAUGAGCUACUGCACUACUGGUCAGAUGUGGGCCCGUAGCAGUUACUUGGGCGCCGUGUUCAAUCUCACCAGUGCCGACCGUUUGUAUGUCAAUGUAUCAGAGCUGUCCCUGGUCAACUUUGAGGAAUCAAAGACAUUUUUUGGCUUAUAUAAGCUCUAGGAAGGGUAAUUGAGGAUUUCCCCAUUAUGGCUGCUUGUGAGAGGCACUGUUUUGAAUGAAGGUCUCAAGCCUGCUGGUGGUUAAGUGAGAAGACAUGAACCACAAAGACCUUGCAUGAACAAGGUUCAGAAAGUCUGCAGUCCCUCACUUCACCUAAAGUCUAUGUGUCAGACAAGAGGAGAAACAGGACUGAAACACAUCAAGCUCUGAGCUGCCUCUUGAGGACGUGGAGGCAUUGAAAAGCAGCUGUCAGGUAUUGUAGACUCAUGUGGCCAAGAAUGUUUUGGCACAUGGGAAAGGACACGUUUUAACUCACCUCCCAGGGAGGGUAUAUUUUCUACCUCAAGGGAGAUCAUCGUUCAUGUGACUGUGACAGGUGUAUGUGGGGGAUACUAAAGGGGGAUCAGCCUUACAUAAAGUAAAGAGACUGAAGGAAAUCCAUCCCCCAUUGCUACCAUUUUGAGUUUUAGACACACGUCAUGAGCCACCAGGUGAUGCUGACAGAGAAACAGGUGGAUCCUUAGGGAUCUGAUUCAUUUCCUGCACAUCAUGAAUAUUUCCAGCAUAAUUAUAAGGGUGGUGUGUGUGUGUGUGUGUGUGUGUGUGUGUGUGUGUGUGUGUAGAAAAGAAGCAGAAAGAGACAGAGAGAGAGACAUUUUAAAGUGUCACAUAAGUAAAGAGAAUGUGGGAAUUGUGAAGUACAUGUGUGCUUGGAAAUUCUGUGUUGCAUUUGGCAGCAGAUUUUGAAUGCAUCUUGACAACUCACUCUAAUAGUCCUCAAAAAUAUUAGAUUGUCACUUGCUGAUGUUCAGCUACUGAUUGUUUUCCUUUAAUAUGAUCAAUAUUUAUAUAAAUUUUGUGGAUUUUUAUUGAACGCAAGACCUGUAAUAAAAUCCAUAUUUUAGAAGACAGAAUUUUGGUCUUUGCCGGAAUUAAAAAAAAAUAAAAAUAAACAGAAUACACAAAAGGAUUGUGACUAUAAAUUUUAGAAA